AACACAUUUCAGACUUCAACUCAAUUCAAUAUGGCGACUCGGACGUACUGCUGAGCGGUUGUGUUUGUCAUGUUAAAUUUUAUAAUUUUUUGAGUGUUUUUCAUAUGUGGCUGUUAAUAUGAUAUCGUCUAUAAUAUCCCGAUUAGUGAUAUUGGUAUUCGGGACCCUCUACCCGGCUUACGCUUCAUAUAAAGCUGUACGGACGAAGAACUUGAAAGAAUACGUAAAAUGGAUGAUGUACUGGAUAGUUUUCGCACUGUUCACAUGCACAGAGACGUUCACGGACGUGUUCUUGUCGUGGUUCCCGUUCUACUACGAGGUGAAGAUAGUACUCGUGCUGUGGCUCCUCUCGCCUGCUACCAAAGGUUCCUCGAUCCUGUACAGGAAGUUUGUACAUCCGGCGUUGUGCAGGCGAGAACAGGAGAUAGAUGAGUACAUAGCAAAGGCCAAAGACCAGGGCUAUCACACUGUGCUCAACCUGGGCACCAAGGGCGUGAACUACGCCACCACGGUUAUUAUGCAGACCGCCAUUAAGGGCGGAGGAGGUUUAGUGCAACAAAUUCGCAAGAGCUACAGUCUGUCCGACUUGAGCGAGUGCGAGGUCCGCGACGAGAGAGGGGCCGACGAGGCCGACGAUAUCUUAGCCGAACCGAGAAUAAUCCGCCGCGUCGCUAAGAGCAGCGGCUACAACACGCGCCGCAGCGCGUCCGAGUCCAACAGCCGAACACCCAUGUAUUUCCCAGAGGUGGAUGUCGAUGUCAGGGGUCCGCGGGCCGUCCGGGCCGACGAGCCAGAUUUUAGCCACAUCAAAUCCACCGAAGAUAUAAGCUCCGGCUACUCCAGCGCGGACAACUCGGCGUCGCUCACGCGCGCCGGCUCGGUGGGCGCCGCGGCGCGCGCCCGCGCGCGGACCACGCGGACGGCCGUCACCGCCAUCAAGCGGCCACAGGCUGCCGAGGACAACGAAGUAUUCAUCGAGGAGCUUCAAGACGACGAUAGUUUUGAAUAUGCGAAUAUGCCCCCCUUAGUCAAUCUCCCGUCUCACCUUUUCCUCUCCCAUACUGAUCCUCCCUUUAUAUAUCAAUACGUAGGAGAUGAAGUCAAAAUAAUACAAGUCUUAGGAAAUUAUCCUCUAGGUACAAAUUUUAAUGAAAAUAAAAUGAAUAAGAGGGACCCAAAUGAAAAUAUUAUUUACGAAAACUCAGAAAAGAACCUUUCGCCAGACAGAGAACCUCACGAAAUUUUUGAAAACGCAGAGGAGGAUAUAGACACCAUCGAAGCAGUCAAAACAACUAAAAGUGAGGAGUUAACUGCCACUGCAAAUGACGACAAUAACAAUAAAAUUAACGAGUUAUCAAAUAAAGAUCAAAAUGUGAUGGGUUGUAAAAAGACAGAUGUUGAAGCAAAACCUGAGGAAACACUAGACGAAAAGAAACAUAUUACAAACGCUCUUAAAGAUGAAAUAAAUAUACCCAAAGAUAAAACGAAUGUAUCUAAACAUGAAACUAUUGUACCUAAAGGUGAAACUAAUGCAUCUGAAGAUGAAAAGAAUGUAGCUAAAGGUGAAAGUAAUGUACUCAAAGUUGAAACGAAUGUAUCUAAAGAUGAAAAUAAUAUACCUAAAGGGGAAACUAAUGCAUCUAAAGAUGAAAUUAAAGAGUCUAAAGAUCAAAUUUGUACAUCUAAAGAGGAAAAAGCUGAUUCUACUAGCCUAGAUACAUCCGCUUAUGAGAAUGAUUCCGCAGAAAGCGACGACGAAGCUUCUUUCGGGACACCAGAGGACUCUCCUAGGAGUAAACGUAAAUCUAAAUCACCUAAAGGUAAAUAUGGGAAAUGUAGGGCACCCCCACCACCACCUAAAGCAGAUAAUACAAAAGGAACAUCUGAAACCCUAAAGAGUGGUAAAGGAACGGGUAGCUCAAUCGGCACAACUUCGCUAGAAAGCCUGAAUGACAUGCUGAGCAAUUUACCAAAUAAACCUCUUAAAGAAACUAGUUCACAUCAAACUUUGCAUGUUGUUAAUCCAAUAGCGGAAAAAAAGAGACGUCACAAAUCUAAAUCACCCAACAAAAUCCCUAAGGGGAAUAGUUCGGGAAUUGGCAAAUUAUUACAACUGCCAAGCAAAUUAGCAUUCUGGCAUAAGAGUGACGAUAAAUCUAAAACCGACUCUACAUCAAUGUCAUCGAGGUCCCGGUCGCAUAGCAGAAGGUCAUCUGGAAAUGACCAACAAACUGAUUUUCAAAGCUAUAUUGACAUAAAUACACCAUUCGAUACACCGAAAGAGGAUGCGCAGUCUAUCGCUGAUGACCAAGUUAGUUUUGUUGACGCUGCCGACUUUGAAAGCGAAGUCAUAUCGCAUGACAUUAUGGAAAAGAGUGAUGCUUUACAAAAGUUGAUCGAAGCGAAAAUUGAGAGCCACCCAGAAUAUAAGUUUGUUUCGUUGCACGAUGAUAUUCCUACUGCAUCGAAAAGUACAGAUGUCUGAAGCCUUCCUCUAUCCUAUUUUCUCGUUGCAGCAGCGCGACCGGAACGCAAUGCUGACGGCUUCUUCUACCAUACCUCGCACAAAAAAGUCCAAUAAAAGGAAAACGCAAUAGACACGACACCUAGUAAACUUCGUACUUUGUUGACUGGCUAUAGUCUGGUUAUUAUGAGCUCUCUUUACAUACAGGAAACCGUCUGUUUUAAAUUUCGUGUCUUAGCUAUUUUAUUGCUUAGCAAGUUUAAAUCGUAGAAACACAAUGCUUGCAUACUAGAAAGUAUGCGAGCUCUGUGAUUUGUGUUCUUCCAAACUUAGUGAAUUAUAUUAUUUCUUGAUGCUUACAUUUUUAAAUAGGUUAAUAUGUAGACUUAAUUCAACCGAGAUAUAAACCGUGAUUCGUUUUUAUAUUGUUUUUGAGCUCCCGAUAUUUCGACGCAGUUACAUGCAUCUUGUUAACGGUUAACUGGAGAUAGCGGGUAAGUUCGACCGCGCUCGAAACAAACAAUAUAAAAGGUAAUCACGGUUUAUAUCCCGGUCGAUUUAAGUCUAGUGAAAGUAACCGUGAAUCAUUCUAAACUGUUACGUUAAUAUGUAAUACUUAAAUAAAUAGAGCUAUAUGUCGUGCUUUUCGGUUUCGACUCAAAAUUGUUAGUUUAUUAUUAAACAUUACUAAUACUAUUCGUAUAUUGGAAGUCCGUGAGCUGUUAGAAGUCCAAUCGACGGGGUUUUCCAGAGAGACGUCAAAAAUUCGACCCGUAUCAUGUCAUGUCAUGCCGUGUCAUGGACUUUUAACAUCUUAUGGAUUGUAGGUAUGUUUGCUGUAUUACAUUAAAUAUUUUUUGCGGACGCACAUUAAAUAAUAAGUUUGAAACGGCACCAAAAAUUCUAGUGAAAGUAUGCUCAACACGAUGCAAGUAUUCAUUUAAGCAUGAAAUGCACUGUACAGAUUUAUUUAUGAGAACUUAAUUCUCAAUAAUAUUGGUUAUUAGUAUUUCUAAUUACUUCAUUAGAUGAAUUAUUUCUAAAUUAAAUUAACGCCAUAAUCAAGGAUUACACCGGAGACUGGCGAUUAUAAUUUUAGCCAAAAUUUGCCAAAUGUGAAACAUUAAACGACUCGACAAUUACUAAAGGGAUAAUGCUUGUUGUUGUUAUAUCUAUUAGUAUUUAAUGCAUAUUGCAAAGAAAUGACUAGUCUGCCGUUAAUGCGAAAUAGAUGUGCUAAGUCAAAAAAGAAUAGGUGGCGCUGGCGUCGGAAUAUGGGGUAUUACUGCAAUGUUAUGCCGCCAGAGAACGGCACUAUCACAUAUUAUAAACCAUAGAGUAACUUGUACAUACUAUUAUAAUUUUUAUUAUUAUUUUUUGGCAAAAUGCACAUUGAUGCAUCAAAGCGGUUUGUUUACAGAGGCCUACCGCGAAACACGAAAUUUCGUUAUCUGCCUCAUUAUCGCUCGUAUAUGCAAGAGUGAUAAAGAAUCUUCGAUUUUCAUGUUUCGUGGUAGGCCCUCAGUAUGUACUGGUGGCGCCCCCUACGCAGUUUUGCGUAAUAUCCCCUAUUGAGGCAUCGCUUAGGUGGCGCCGAAAUCUUAGUUUGAGAUUUAAAACAAAAAGCAUCGGCGCGGUCUAGUGAAACUUCUACUUAAGAGGCUGUCAAUACCUAAAGCGCGCACACUGUCUAUUUGUAUCGGAGUAAAUGAGAUAGCACUGUCGCAUGUUACUGGGCCUGGGCAAGGGAAUAAUAAGAAAAAUAUUUAAAUAAAAAAAAGUGGAUUAUUAGUGUAAUAUUUAACUCGACCACGGUUUAGAUAUAAAUGUUUUGAAAUUGUGAUUUUAAUUGCAGACCCAUAAGUCAAAACAAUAAAGACAUAAAACCGUUUAAUUGUGAUUUUAAGACCAAUCUUUGCAAUUAUUUUCUAUCGAGCCGAUUUCGUUCAAUCGUGUAUCGAGUACGACCACGGUCUUUGAAAUAUAAUUAAUAUGAACAUAUAUUUUUCUUACUUGACUAAAACAAAUAGUCUUUCUUAAAAAACUGUUUAAGUAACAUCAAUUUCAAGGACAUUGGGUGUUGACAGCCUCUUAAUGCAACGAUUGUUUAUUCUUAUUCGACUUCGCACGUCCGUAGUAAUAAUCUCAUAAAGGUCCUCACAAGACUUAGCAAUCGUAGCAUCUUACUCGAGUGAUGCAGGGUGUGUGUGAAGGGAUUGUAUUAAUAUCAUUAUCGACUGUAAAGUUUGAGGUACGGACUGUGGUUGUACUCGUUAUGUGAUAUAAUAGCCAUUGAUGUUUGUGAUGAUGAACUAUGAUUCUGGGAGGCUCGACGUUACGAGGUGGUAUAACAUGAAAUUAAUGAUGAUUUACGAACGCCCGUUCCUUGGAAGCCUUUACUGCAAAACGGAAGUCUCUUUUUAACUCCUUUUAUUAGAAAGAGAUUUCUACUUGGACUAUGUUUUCUUGAAACGGGAACUGGGGCCCAUAACAGGCAUGUUACGAGUUUUGUAGAACAAAUGAGGUAUCAUGGCAACUUAUUGUAAAUGAUUAAAUGACCAGAAGAUAAAGAUGAUUUGGAAACGCUAAACUUGUAGUACUAGACUCGUACUUUUCAUUGUGGGCUCUUGGAAUACUGACUCUUCGUUUAGUUACAUCAAGAUUCUAUGUAACUCAGAAACUUAUAUCCUUAUUGAACACUGUAAAUAUAUAGCAAAGUACUAUGCGUAAUACACUGAUUUAGGGGUAAUUUUAUAGAAUUUAGCUGUUGAAUGGAAAACUAUUGUCGUGCAUAAUACUAUCCUGAAUAAUGUUUGUGCAUGUUGGUAGGUACUCAAAAUUCAGUAUUUCUUUAAAAUGGUCAAGUUCCUAGGAAAUUAAGUAUGUGUUAAAUAUAAUUUUUCUUCUUCCUGGAUACAUGUAUGUGUAUGUACAUAAUGUUGGAGGGUGUAAAGCUGUUUGUUAUUGGCACCCUUACUGUAAUCUAAACGGUUUCAUGUUAUUUAAACAAAAUAUUAGUGUCAAUAUAAAAAAAAAAAACUAGGCACUAGUGAUUGGUAUUUGGGUGCCAAUGAAAGCUAGACUUAUCCUACUCUAUGAUAAUAAUGACUUUACCGUGCUAUCAUUUGCUAAACUGCAUUUGUACUCAUUUUCAAGUUACCUUGUAAUUAUUUUACCUGUUACUAUUACAUGUUUUAUUAGUUGACUGAGUCACAAUUUUACAUGAGUCCUGUUUGAGUUUAUUGAAAUAAAUUACGACUGUAA
This is a messenger RNA of Cydia pomonella (codling moth), 5728 nucleotides long. RefSeq names its product receptor expression-enhancing protein 1 (gene ReepA). Bases 119 to 2485 code for a protein of 788 amino acids. Gene Ontology annotation, molecular function: microtubule binding. Gene Ontology annotation, biological process: endoplasmic reticulum tubular network organization. NCBI's taxonomy places the organism in Eukaryota, Metazoa, Arthropoda, Insecta, Lepidoptera, Tortricidae. The transcript is spliced from 9 exons. Gene Ontology annotation, cellular component: cytoplasmic microtubule; endoplasmic reticulum membrane; endoplasmic reticulum tubular network. The record is from RefSeq and is a predicted model, not a curated record.